AACUGCGCGCAGGGUAUGUAAGCCUGGGCUCAGGACUGCGCUGACAUUCCCGUGUGGCUUGCGUGUGCCUUGGAGGAUGCUUGGAAUAAGUUUGUGUUGGCGUGGAGGGCAAACCUGAAACUCGUGGAAGAGGCUUCGUUCUAGCCUGCAGGGGGCAGUGGCAUGUAUGGGGAUGUCCAUGUGUGACAUUAAAGGGGUGACAGUUCAGGAAAAAUUCCGGCGUGGCUGCACAGUGACAGCUGAGAAAUAACAGUUCUGGUAUACUCAUUUCAGAUACACGCUGCUUAAGAUUUCCAAGUUUCUUAUAUGUGGUACUGGCCUUAUACUGGUACUUUCAGUACUAUUUUAUACUUGAACCAUUUUCUGGCUGUUCUUUCUGUGAUCCUGCUUCUGUAGACAGCCUUCCCUUAGACUGUAACCCUGGGUUUAGGAGCCAUUGCUUUCCUUUCAGGUGUUCUGAACUGUUGGCAAAGGAAAGCAAGUACAGUGGGAUUUGUAGAGUAGCAAUUUUCCAUCUUAUAUUUACAGAGUAAGAGGCAUUGAACAGAUUAUUUUGGCUUUCAUGUGAAAUACUCGUUGUGAAUACUUGCAUGGUUUUUACCCCAUAAGAACUCUUUCUUCAUGUUCCUAAAUUAUCAAAGCACUUUGUCUUUGCAUUAUGUCCUUUCUUUUCCCCAGUCAAAACAAAGAACGUAUGAUGCAAGCUCCAUCUUCAGUGCAAAGAGACACUGUCCUUGCGUAAUGUUUUACCUGAAAAAUAAGAAAAAAUAAUGUCAACACCUGUGCUUGCACAAGGCAAUUCCACGGAACUGUUGCUGUAUAGAAGCUAUUCAUGUUUUUCUUCUUGUUGGCUCGUAGUCCGCUUAAAACAAUAGGGGAUUGUGCUGUCUCUUGGCAGUUAAAUCAUUCUAAGCUUCCAUUUCUCUUGUGAUUGGUCGUUUUCUGUCUUUUGAAAGCAAGCUGCUCGCAUAGAGAGGUUUAAAUGUCUAGAGAGAUUAUUGACCCGCCACCUACAAAUUUUCAGAGCUGUUGACAAAAUUGUAAAGCUUUCGAGUUCUCCCAGGGAGAUGUCCAUGUAUUUAAUUGAAGCUACACUGUCUCUUUCUGUAGAUAGGCUUUUUGCUAAACACUUUCUUUUCUAGUAUGUGCUAACAAGUGCUGUGCUGUGUGCAUCAAAUGUGAGUAUCCUCGGAUCACUGAUUUUCUGCAUGUAGGGUGUUUGUUUUGCAUUUCGGUGUAUCCUGUCUGUCUGUUGUUCUUCUGAGGUCUUUUGGCUCUCAGAGAGCGUAACUGUAUUCCAUGCUGGCAGUCACACUCGUGGUAAUAUUGCUAACUUUCUCACUGGAGGCUGGCCAGCAACGGGCAGAGUUUCUGUACAGUGUUUAAGACAAAUCAGUACAAAACGACAUGCAACACCCGUCUCCGGUUUUCACUCGUCUUUACUGCCCGGUAAAACUAAAAAGAAACUUUAUUUUCUCUCACUUUGCACAUUUCUGCUGUUUUUAAUGUGUGAGAAAUCUUUGGAUACAUAGGGUUGCUUUGAUUGUUGUGGAUUUUUAAUUAUUAAAAGGGGCUGAGCAGGCUAGUGUAGGCUAUAUGACGUUUCUAGGGACAAUGCAAAAGCCACGGCUUUUUAAAGGCAAGAAGUUUGUUACUUAAUCACGUUAUGAGCACAGUUAAAAUUGAAAGUAUAACCGUGCUAUAUUUAUUCGUGUUCUGCCAUGAUAGCCGAAUGCUGUAACGCACACCAAAAUGUUAAGCUUGAAAUAAUUUUUCUUAUUUGCAUGUGGAGUUGACUGACUGUUAACACUAAAUCCAAGUGUUUCUGUUGUAGUUAACUUUUCGUGUGCUUUAUACAAAUGUGCUGUAUGAGUACGAUGUGGUUUAGAUUUAUAGCAGUGCCGAGUGUGUUUGCUGCCUUAGUCAGCUGUGAGAGCUCUCCCGCUGGGGCCGCUCCUCUCUGAUGGAAAAGGAGCAGCUGUGAAGGUGCUGUUUCAGGCUCUUGCUGGCAUUAAAAAACAAAAAAACAAAAAACAAAACCCCCCACUAGCUUAGAUUGGAGAGGGGGAACCAGGCCACGUGACUCCCACCAUCCUACCCUAUGUCACAGUGUGUAGGAGCGCUGAUUGCUCUUACCCAAUCAUGCCUGGAAUGCUGCUUGCCACUUGGGCUAUUUCUGCUAUCUGUCGCUAUCAGUGCUGCAGUGCUAACAGUUUGGCAGAUGGGACACUUUUUCUUGGAGUUUAUGUCUUUGGUUUUUAACUUCUGGCAGUGCCUGAAUUGUUGCUGUUCUCCCUCUCCUUUUCUUCUUUCUGUAAAACCAUGGCCCAUCGGCUGCGGUUUCAUUUUGGCUCUGGGCGAAGCAACACAGCCCCCGAAUCGGAGGUCCUCGACCGGGAAAGAGAAGAUGACUUUUUCAUGGCAUUCCACACUUUGCCAAGAAGAAACAGUCCUCAUGCUUUCUCCCGACACGGAGCAGAUUAUGGUGGGGGCAGCGAUUUUCAAGAAGUGGGCUCCUUAAAAAGGAGUACAUCCAUGUUUAUUCCCCAGCUGCUGAACAGUAUUGACGUGCGGCCGACAAGAAGCUCGUCGAUGCAGAUUUCUCUUCAGCGCAAAGCUGCGAGCGACUGUGCGGAUGAGAGUGCAACCCUGGAAUCUCCCGAGGAGACACUUCCUUGUAAGUUCCCAGACUUUAGGGAGCAUUAUGCAUCCCCCGUGGAAAACCAUUCUUCCUCUCUGAGCAGUCCAGAGGUGACUCCUGAAAAUUCUCCACCUAGGCUGACGGAAGAGUUAGGGCGACAGCUCAAUGGAACUCUUUGCUGUAAUCGGAGAAUAUUCUGUACUGUUCCCUCCAAUAACCAGAGCGAAGAUGCUCCAUCUACAGCCCAAGAAGAUGCGACAAAUGGAGCAGCUUCAGGUUUAAACAUAAGUGGUGUGAGGAUUCAGCAUCGUGCUUCCAGUGUAGAUGUGCCUCAGGUUACUCUAUUACCCUUUGGAUCUGAGGCUCAAAAUAAUGCCCCCACCCCUGAGCCCCGGCGUUGGUCUUUGCAACAUGUGCCAGAUAUGUCAGCAAAUUCAGGGAAAAAGUUCUUUGUUCUCCAGUUACAGCAACCACAGGCAGGUGGUACCGGUGGCGAGUAUAACUUUGGUUUUACUGGAACAAAAGGGGACAGGUUGGUCCGGUAUCCUCGGAUACGGCUAGAAAGGAGUACCUCCUACCCUGUCCAGCCACGACCGGAAGAAAUUAGCCCCACAGAUGAUGGAUUGAAUUCAGAACUGCAUGGAAAUGGAAGGAACGGGUCAGAAAUAUCUAGAAGCAAUUCAAUAGAGAGGAUUCCUCAAGGGCAGGGAUGUUUGUUUAAAAUCAGACCAGAUCAAAAUACGAGGCAACAGCACUUCAGAAUCCUUGUCACCCGUAAUCCUGAAGAACAAAAUCAGGUUGUUGGUAAAGAUGGUCGUGGCACCCCUGGUCCUACACCAGCCGGCACCACGACUAGAGACGACUUCCUGGGUCAGGUGGAUGUGCCACUUAGUCACCUUCCGACUGAAGACCCAACCAUGGAAAGGCCAUACACGUUUAAGGAUUUCCUUCUCAGACCAAGAAGCCACAAAUCUCGUGUAAAGGGUUUCUUGAGACUGAAGAUGGCUUAUAUGCCUAAAAAUGGUGGUCAAGAUGAAGAAAACAAUGAUCAAAGGGACGAAUCUGAGCAUGGAUGGGAUGUGGUUGAUUCCAAUGACUCCACAUCUCAGCGUCAGGAGGAGUUACCACCUCCUCCACUGCCUCCUGGAUGGGAAGAAAAGGUUGACAACCUGGGGCGGACUUACUAUGUCAACCAUAACAACAGAACUACUCAAUGGCAUCGACCAAGUUUAAUUGAUGUGGGAUCUGAUUCAGAUAACAACAUCAGACAAAUAAACCAAGAAGCAGCCCAUAGACGGUUUCGCUCUCGGAGACACAUUAGUGAGGAUUUGGAACCAGAACCUAUGGAGAGCGGAGACAUUCCUGAGCCUUGGGAAACCAUUUCAGAGGAGGCAAGUGCAAGUGGAGAUUCCUUAAGCUUGUCAUUGCCACCACCUCCUGCAUCGCCGGUAUCCCGUACCAGUCCUCAGGAGCUAUCUGAGGAACUGAGCAGAAGACUUCAGGUCACUCCUGAUUCUAAUGGGGAACAACUGAGUUCUUUGAUUCAAAGAGAUCCUUCUUCAAGAUUAAGAUCUUGCAGCGUAACAGAUACAGUCGCUGAACAGUCUCAAUUAUCUUUGCAGAGUGGCCCAUCUAGGAGAGCUCGUUCUUCAACUGUCACAGGUGGUGAGGAACCAACGCCUUCAGUGGCCUAUGUACAUACUACACCAGGCUUACCUUCAGGCUGGGAGGAAAGAAAGGAUGCAAAGGGCCGUACUUAUUAUGUCAAUCAUAACAAUCGAACCACAACAUGGACACGUCCCAUUAUGCAGCUUGCGGAAGAUGGCAUGGUUGGGUCAGCAGCAAGCAGCAACAACCACUUAAGUGAACCUCAGAUCAGAAGGCCUCGCAGCCUUAGUUCACCCACAGUAACUUUAUCUGCUCCACUUGAGGGUAUGAAGGACUCCCCCGUGCGCAGAGCAGUGAAGGACACCCUUUCCAAUCCACAGUCUCCACAGCCCUCGCCCUACAACUCUCCUAAACCACAACACAAAGUUGCACAAAGCUUCCUUCCUCCUGGCUGGGAGAUGCGAAUAGCGCCCAAUGGCAGGCCCUUCUUCAUUGAUCAUAAUACUAAAACUACUACAUGGGAAGAUCCACGACUGAAAUUUCCAGUGCAUUUGAGAUCAAAAGCUUCUUUGAACCCUAAUGAUUUGGGCCCCCUUCCUCCUGGCUGGGAGGAAAGAAUACAUUUGGACGGAAGAACGUUUUAUAUAGAUCAUAGAAGCCAGGUGUUGAUAUGUGGAGACAUUGAUACCAGAGACUUAGUGCCCUCAUACGAUAACAAAAUUACCCAGUGGGAAGACCCCAGACUGCAGAACCCAGCGAUUACGGGUCCAGCAGUUCCAUAUUCUAGGGAGUUCAAACAGAAAUACGACUACUUCCGGAAGAAGUUAAAGAAACCCGCCGAUAUACCAAAUAGAUUUGAGAUGAAGCUACACAGAAAUAAUAUUUUUGAGGAGUCCUACAGAAGAAUCAUGUCUGUGAAGAGACCUGAUGUACUAAAAGCCAGGCUCUGGAUUGAAUUUGAGUCAGAAAAAGGACUUGACUAUGGAGGUGUGGCCAGAGAGUGGUUUUUCCUCUUGUCCAAGGAGAUGUUCAACCCUUAUUAUGGUCUUUUUGAAUAUUCAGCAACGGACAACUAUACACUUCAGAUUAAUCCUAAUUCAGGUCUUUGUAAUGAAGAUCAUCUUUCGUAUUUUACAUUUAUUGGACGGGUUGCUGGUCUGGCAGUAUAUCAUGGGAAGCUAUUAGAUGGCUUCUUCAUCAGACCUUUUUACAAGAUGAUGUUGGGGAAACCAAUAACUCUAAAAGACAUGGAAUCAGUGGAUAGUGAAUACUACAACUCUUUGAAGUGGAUCCUGGAAAAUGACCCUACAGAGCUGGAUCUCAUGUUUUGCAUAGAUGAGGAAAACUUCGGACAGACAUAUCAAGUUGACCUGAAGCCAAAUGGGUCAGAAAUCAUGGUAACAAAUGAAAACAAAAGGGAAUACAUUGAUCUGGUCAUCCAGUGGCGGUUUGUCAACAGAGUUCAAAAACAAAUGAAUGCUUUUUUGGAGGGAUUCACAGAACUUCUUCCAAUUGACCUGAUUAAAAUUUUUGAUGAAAAUGAACUAGAGUUACUGAUGUGUGGCCUUGGCGAUGUUGAUGUUAAUGACUGGAGACAACACACAAUCUACAAAAAUGGUUACUGCCCAAAUCAUCCUGUUAUCCAGUGGUUCUGGAAGGCUGUUUUACUGAUGGAUGCUGAAAAACGGAUUCGAUUACUGCAAUUUGUUACUGGGACGUCACGCGUGCCUAUGAAUGGAUUUGCUGAACUUUAUGGUUCAAAUGGUCCUCAGCUGUUUACAAUAGAGCAAUGGGGAACUCCUGAUAAACUGCCCAGAGCUCACACAUGCUUUAAUCGCCUUGACUUACCUCUUUAUGAAUCGUUUGAAGAUUUGCGAGAGAAGCUACUUAUGGCAGUUGAAAACGCUCAAGGAUUUGAAGGAGUAGAUUAAAACAAAUACUUUUUCCCCCCAUUCAAGCAAGUUCUGCUGCACUUUUGCGUUUGCCUAACGGACUCUGAGUGACUAUGGCAGAACAGUUGCACAACGUUGGUUCAUGGAGCAAACCCUUCAACAGUGCAGUUGCCUAAAUUCAGAAUUUUGAACUAUAACCUGUGGAUGGCUUUUUUGAUGUUUCCACAGCAGAUUACCAACUGGUUAACUUGUACUCUGAUUACAUUUCAGCAGGACUUACUCUAUUUAUGUUGUGCCUCUGUAGGCAAAGCCCUUAAUAAAUAUUUUACAUAAUUUCUAAUGACAAUGAAUGGAAUUAAUCAUUUUACAGGUAUAGUAUUACAACUCAUGUUUACUUUUUAAUUCAUUUAGACAUUUUCAGAUUAUAUUUCAUUACAAUUAAAUAUCAUGUACUUGGAAAAAAAAUGAGCAUUUUUCUUAAUUUCUUACAAGACGAUGCCAGUGUCCUUUUUUCAAAGCACAUGUGCACAUGGUGAGCCUUGUUCCCAAACCAUUAAGAAAAUAGGAGAAAGCUAUGUUGGGAAUUUUCUCUAUAUUGGCUACAUCAAGAGUAACUCUUUUCAUUGAGCAUAUAAAUAUUUUUCCAUAUCCAGAAAACGUAUGGAUUCAAUGUUGCAUUUUUGUAUAAAUAAUAGAAUAGUUAUGAGUCAAGAGAGAAUCAUAACAUAGCAUGCCAAAUCUCAUGUUCAAUAAAAAAAAUUGCCUCAUUAUUCCUUGGUAAUAUUUACAUGUACUAUAAAACAUUUUGGGGUAGGGUUGGCAUUAAUAAUUUUAGGAAAAUAUGCUUAACCCUGUCAUUAUCUUUGUAUAGUGAUUCUUUUAUCAUUUUUUCCUCUUUACUGUUUGCAAUGGAGGCAUUUUGAAAGGAACCUGGCACUAUGUGAUUUGGCACUACGGAAAACAGAUCUGUUUUGUCUCCUAUUUGUAAGCAUUUGCUAAUGGUAUCUAAAUAACAAUUUUUUUUGUUUGUUUCUAACUGCACCAACUCUAAAGGCACUUUAUGUAACACAUGGAAGUCAUAUCUGUUUUUUAUCAUAAACAUUAAUGUGAUUAUAUUCCUUCUCACUGCACAUGUCUUUCUGGUGCAAUAUCUAUCAAUUGUGAAUCUGGCUGCUGCUGAUGUAUAAAAGAAAAAAACAGAUAUAGAGCUGAGCCUGCAGACAUGUUCCUCAGCAAUUGUUUUUGUGAUUUAUUUUUUACUUAAUCACAAAGAUUUAUUUAAUAUACACUAUCUAUCUAAUCAGUUUUGUUACCUAUGACAUGUUGCAUGCUUAAACUAUAAUGUCUGAGUUGCAUCUCUUGUGUGAUGGAUUAAAAGUGAAAGAUUUGUAUUUGAUCCACUGUAGUUAAAUGGUUACAGUAUUACUACAGUAGGUUUGAAGGGAUGGCUUCAGCAAUUUGAUGAUCUUCAGUUUUCUAAGUUUAGUCCGCAUACUUACUAUGCGUAGGAUUUUUCCCCAAGAGCCCAUCUAAUGCUUUAUGAGACAAGAUGACACCACAUGCAAAAAACAAAACUUCACCUUGUUGCCAACAGUGGUGGCCUUACCUGCUUCACGGCUCCCACUGGCAAGUACAGUCCACUGCUGACAAUAAGCAGCCACAGUCCAGAAACUUCAGCAUGUUAAUACUUUGGCUAAAAACGCUACUGGAAAGAAGACAACAGUAAUUAACAUUCAGCAAAUCUGCACAUACUAGCAAAAAUUUUGAAAAGCUAAUAGAUGCGUGAUUUUUUAUUAUUAUUUGAACACAAGAUUUAUUUUUUAUUAAAUGUUUUCUGACAUUCCUUUCUGACUUGUUACAUUUUAAUGAGCAGAAAACUUUGAAAGAGACAGAAACGUACUGCAUCUGAGUAGACAGAGAAACACUAUACUGAUCAUUUACUGUGGGGAAGAUGGAGAGAAUGAGGUAAAUCCAGAUAUUUCCAAUGAUCUUCUAUACGCAAAGCACUACUAGUUAUAACACAGAUGCCCUUAAGGGAAAUGUCACACUCCAAAAUCAUUUUUCUUUCUCUGUGUUUACCUGGAGGAUUUUGUGUGGUUGGAGGUUAUGUUCACACCCAACACCAUGUAUCAGAACCUUAAGCACUCUCCUGAGAUUUUUUUUUUUUUUUUAUAGUGGAACUGAAAUAGAAUUGGUUGUUUCAGAAUCUGCUAUUCCUGUUGUGAGCUUGCUCUGGUCCGUCCCUCUCUCCCCCCCCCCCCCAUCUUCUACAAGAGGUUUUUCUAAUACUUAAAGUCCUUCCAGACAAUAGAGUUACCUUGAGUUACAUGGUGACAUCAGACUAGAAAGGAAUUUGUUUGUUGGGUUACUUUUUUUCUUUCUUUUUAUAACUGAAAUGUUAGGAUGACUUCGCUUAACAUCUUUUGGCUGCACUCCUUCUCACAGAAUGGGCCUUUUUGAGAGAGGCCCAAUAUGCAGUGCCCUGAUAUACUUGUACUGCUCAUGCUGAAGUUUGUGCUAUUUUGGCUUUCUUGUAAUUAAUGCAAGUAGCUAAAUAAAUGCUGUCUGUGCCUCUCAUGUUCUACACACUGCAGUCACAGCUCCCCCCUGCAUUGCAAACCUACCCUCGGUGCAGAGCCAGUGCAGUACCAGGCACACCUAUCUAAGUUAACUUUUGUUUGGGGACCAGUUUGCUCAUGGAAGUAUUACUCCUACCAGUCCAGGUGAACGUAACAGUAAGCCAGCUCAUUACUUUUGGGUGUCCAGGUUAGCUGUGCUAUUACCACACACCACCAUGUUUUGCCUGUACAGAAGCAGCUUUUAAAUAAUACAGCUUCUGUCACUGUAGUAGCCCUGUCCUUUUCUUGUUGGGGUGCAGGAGUAAUCCAGAUUUGGCAUUCACUAAUAAGCAUAACUACUUGUUAGAAAAACUGAAGGGAAUUGCUCAGCCCAGUCCCUUGCUGCAUAAAGCUUUUGUGUUGGAUAUCAGAAGCCUCCCUGUUAGCUACAGCAACUGCUGUUAUUGCCAGGUUAUAAGAAUGCCACUCUUGACUUCGCCUGGUUUUCAUGUAUCAGGGAAGUUACAGAGAUGUAACCCCUACUGAAACGUAUUAUAGCCAUGCAACUCAGAUUUUGUGAUCAAUGGCUAUCUUGGUGGCUAACCCAAAGGGCAGAUAUGCCCUUCGCAUCAGUCAGAAAGCUAAGAUCUUCUAUACUAGGACAAAACCCAGGAAAUUCUCUCUAGUUUUGCAACAGCUGCAGAAGAAAUUGCCCCCAACUCUUUAACAUAAGGACUUACCGCUCUUCCUGAGGUCCUGAGCAGGAUUUGAGCUUUUAUCUUCUGACACUCUAGCCACCGAGCAAUCCUUCUGGAGCUCCUGAAGUAGCAUUUGAAGGAAUCUUUCUGGGGAAAAGGUAGCGAAAUGUCAGUUGAUUACAAUUUGAAGUAAAGCACAUCUAAAACACAAAGCAACUACCGUAGUUUCGUGCCUUUCUUAACACAGUAUACAGUUUAGCCCCAAACCAAUUUGGUCACUAUCUAUAGUAUAGGGUCUGUAGCUGUCACCUCCUCUUCACAUCAAGGCUUAUAGGUUUGAGCCUUGUAAGGCUGUACUUAACAUACACUGUACUAUCACAGUAACUCCAGCUUCCAGGCCUCACUGCUGGAAGUUGCUUUUUGUUUUUCUCUAAGAUAAAAGCUCCCGCUCCCACAAGUUUCAUCUCAUUUCCAUCUCUCUCACUCAGACCUCUUGCUGGUUUCCGAGUGUAAGGCGCACGUGGCACACUAGCCUCAAGCGCGUGCCGGUAAAUGCUGCCACAAGCACUAGCCCCGUGCUGCGGCCCCAGAAGGGCAGCACCCACCAUGUGUGCCCAGCCCCUUCAGGUGCUUGGCUGGAGCACUGCACGUGCCACCAGUGGGCCAGGAAUUGGGAAAGCUAGCAAGGGAAAGUUGGAUAGCUGGAUUGCGUUUUUCAGCAUUAAAAGAAGUCAUCAUACCCAUCUGAGUGCAAGGGCUAAUCAUCAAUAUGUGUAGUAGAAAAGAGGUAGACUACCACAUUGGACAUCUUAAAUGAACGUUAAUUUCCUUCUUUUGUAUAAAAAAGUUUUUCCUUUUGUAUCUAAAACUACAACAACAAAGAAAAAAGCCUGCAGUCUUCAGGCCUCUCUUAUGAUGUUGCACUAAGAAGUAAUGCAUAGUUACAAUGCACGGGAAACUUACAAAACUGGAAUCUAACCAUAUUAAUGUCACAUACCCAUCAGGUCCGUCGUACUGCACAUAAAACCUCCUUAGAUAAAUAACACUGUCAUCAAUGCAAGCCAUAGUCAGUCAUACGUCUGUGUAUGCACACACCUCUCACAUUCUGUUCGUCCACAGGAGCUGCCACUUACAUGUUGUUGGUUCCCCCUUUUCCAUACAAUUUUCACAUACUUUGCUCUUUUUUCUUAACAAUUUUGUAUGUAUGUAUGUAAAAAUAUACACAGUACGUACCCACAUACAUAUGCGUACAUAUGCAUUGCGUUUUUGUACUUUAAUCUGCUCUGUUGAAUUGAAAGCAACUCAUGAGCACCCUAUCCACUACAGCGGUACCACAACCACGCAGCAGUGGAUGGGUUAUGAUUCUCAAAACCCAAACGCAAAACUCCAGAAAAUGAUGUUGCUACGUUCUACGUCUGUGAACAUAAAUUAUCUCAGUUUUAAGUUUAAAAUUUAGAUCUCCAAACAUGCAGAAAGUGUCAAACAUUCCAGAUUAAAUUCACACUGUUUAAUAUUUUUGUAAGAAUUGCCUCAUACUAGAAGGCUAUUCAAAAUAACACCAGACUACAUAAAAUUGAUUUUAAAAUGCUACUUAUAAAUAAUGCUCAUUUUCAGAAUUAAUACAGCUUUAAACUGUGGUUGGAUUUGAUACACUGUGGAGAAAGGUUUUGUUUAAGGACAAAAAAAAAAGAAAAACAUUUUUUCCAUUUAUCUUCUGAAAAGAAAUGAACGAAAUUGUAGUUUGUUUUUCCUGACAGCAGAAGCUCAAUGUGACAAAAUGAAGUUGUUGUAAUGAAAUGAUGCAACUUAAUUAAAUAUUUAAUAAAGAACUAUGGAAGUUACAA
This is a messenger RNA of Cygnus olor (mute swan), 11241 nucleotides long. RefSeq names its product NEDD4 like E3 ubiquitin protein ligase (gene NEDD4L). Gene Ontology annotation, biological process: ubiquitin-dependent protein catabolic process; regulation of dendrite morphogenesis. Gene Ontology annotation, molecular function: ubiquitin protein ligase activity; protein binding; sodium channel inhibitor activity. The record is from RefSeq and is a predicted model, not a curated record. The transcript is spliced from 28 exons. The coding region runs from base 2323 to 6180 and encodes 1285 amino acids. Lineage: Eukaryota; Metazoa; Chordata; Aves; Anseriformes; Anatidae.